Molecule: messenger RNA, 1099 nt
Organism: Umbelopsis ramanniana AG
Lineage: Eukaryota; Fungi; Mucoromycota; Umbelopsidomycetes; Umbelopsidales; Umbelopsidaceae
Exons: 1
Coding region: 75-1049 (324 amino acids)
Biological process (GO): TORC2 signaling
Cellular component (GO): TORC2 complex
Source: RefSeq, a predicted model, not a curated record
AAAAAAAAAGCUCGAAUUUCGCAGCAAGGCGAAAUCCUUAUUCGAUUUUAUUUCCACCUCUCUCACCACACCCAAUGGCAUCACCAACUGCUCCAAAACAAUUGGUAACGCAAUUUUUAGAUCAAGAGCAAUCUACCUCGCCUUCGAGGAUAGGGUUGAGUCCGAGCUCAUCCACUUCUUCAACCUCUUCAUUUAUCGAACGAAAUGAGCGUCCACCGGCUAUAUUGACAACUGCUCCGUCGCGAGCAUCCACUACAUUGGUUCGUUCCCCUCCCAGUGGAGGUGGAAGUCAAAGCAAUCGACAUACAGAACUACGCUCGCCAUCAAUGCCUUCCACUCCCACUCGCCAGCCGUCAUUCCCUGCAAACAUUUCCCAGUUGAGCCUGGACCGCUCCCCAUCUUCAGUACCUCCUCGACCAACAUCGCCGGUUAACUCGCCAAGCAUACACAAAUCUCUGAAUGCUCUUGAUGCCAAAAUGAUAACUCGCGAUAUAGAAAGAUCUAUCCAGCGCUCCACUUCAUCCAAAGAUCGCGAUGACUUAUUGAAUUCUCCUACCGGCAUGAUUAUACCAAAUUUCUCGUCUUUGAUCAACGAAAAUAACGAUGUCUGGCAGUUAUUAUGUAUACGAGUUCUACCUUUAUUUAAUGGAGAAGGUGUAAAUGGAGCCAUUGAGGAUUUAAACGAACUUUUCAGGCGAAGUCUUACGGAGCCAAUACCACCAACCUUACAUCGAGAUAUAGAAGCACUCCUACGGGACGGAAUGUUUACACUUAAUGCAAAGCUGUUUGGUGUGAGCGACGAAAAGCUUAUGGAUCGUUUAGUGGAACAAUGGUCAUUCUUCUUUGGCAACGUGUUACCCUACUUUGAAGCAACAUUCUUGCCACUACGAACUGAUGUUCGCUAUGCAUCUAUCGACGACAUGGAAUACUGGAACGUACGUAACAUGGCGCUUCAAAGCUUCCGUGACUAUGUUAUCUUACCAUUGAUAAAGCGGCUUGAGGGUAAAAUUGCUCACUAUGUUUUGGCUUCGUCCAUCAGCUCUCACUAACGCUUCUCUUAUAGACAUGUUUGAUAAAUUGUUUACCGACUUUGAAUCCU